Messenger RNA from Chaetura pelagica (chimney swift), 636 nucleotides. RefSeq names its product APH1A gamma secretase subunit (gene APH1A). Gene Ontology annotation, cellular component: endoplasmic reticulum; gamma-secretase complex; membrane. Gene Ontology annotation, biological process: protein processing; Notch signaling pathway; positive regulation of catalytic activity. The transcript is spliced from 7 exons. NCBI's taxonomy places the organism in Eukaryota, Metazoa, Chordata, Aves, Apodiformes, Apodidae. Gene Ontology annotation, molecular function: protein-macromolecule adaptor activity. Bases 1 to 636 code for a protein of 211 amino acids. The record is from RefSeq and is a predicted model, not a curated record.
AUGGAUAGGGCCUUCUUCUGGCUGGUGUCCCUGCUGCUCUCCUCCCUCAUCUGGUUUAUCGCCGUCAAGGCCAGCGACCCCCGCGAUGAGCGGCUGCAGAGGGGGCUCUUGAUUUUUGGGGUGAUGUUCUCCGUGCUGCUGCAGGAGGCCUUCCGCUUCCUCUACUACAAGCUCCUCAGUGAGGACGGCUGCUCUCCCUUUUCCAUCCAGCAAAUGGCAUAUGUGGCUGGUGUGGGCUUUGGGCUCAUGAGUGGCGCCUUCUCCAUGAUCAAUCUCCUGGCAGACGCAUUAGGACCUGGCACCGUGGGCAUCCAUGGGGACUCACAACUCUACUUCCUGACCUCAGCUUUUAUGACCAUGGUGCUGAUUUUCCUGCACACGUUCUGGGGGAUCCUCUUCUUCCAUGGCUGUGAGCACCGGCGCUGGUGGGAGAUCACGGCAGUUGUUGUCAUGCACCUCGCAGUGUCGGGUUCGACAUUUUGCAACCCCCUGUACGUGGGCAGCCUGGUGCCCUCCUACCUGCUGAUGGCCGCUGCUGCUUCCUGGGCUUACCUGCUCUCAGGGGGAUCCGCCCAAAACCUGCGGCGCUUCCUGCUCUGUCUACAGAGCGGAGCCAGCCCCCAGCCAGGAUCCUGA